Messenger RNA from Pseudomassariella vexata, 732 nucleotides. RefSeq names its product alpha beta-hydrolase. NCBI's taxonomy places the organism in Eukaryota, Fungi, Ascomycota, Sordariomycetes, Amphisphaeriales, Pseudomassariaceae. The record is from RefSeq and is a predicted model, not a curated record. The transcript is spliced from 3 exons. The annotation marks the transcript as partial.
AAACCUACCAUUCGAUUCAUCCACGGCGGCUGGCACACCCCGUCCUUAUUCCAGCGCAUGCGCGACCUCUGCGAAUCCCACGGCUUCCCCACCGAGUGCCCCUUACUGCCCAGCAUUGACGCCCUGCCGCCCGUGGGGAUGGUAGAAGACGCCCAAAUGAUCCGGGAAUUGCUCAGGAAGUUCGUCGAGGAGGAAACGCGGGAUGUCCUCAUCGUGGGGCAUUCCUAUGGCGGCAACGUGAUGACGGAAGCCGCUAGAGUCGAGCUCGCGAAAGCUAGACGGGAGGAAAAGGGGCAGCGGGGUGGUGUAGUAGAAUUGUUGUAUUUAGCGACUUUUUUGAUGGCCCCGGGGGAGUCAUUGCAAUCGUCGUCAGGGGGGAAAUUGCCGUGGUUUCUUAGUAUUGAUGAACAAGGUAGGACACACAUGUCGGAACCCGAGCGCCUGCUCUUCAACGAUCUGCCCAAGGAUGAGCAAGACCACUGGGUAGCCGAGAUGAAAGGCCAUUCCGUCAACGGCUCGGUGCCGAUCACGCACGCGGGUUACCUGUACCAUCCGGCGACAUACCUAUUUACCGAGAACGACCAGGCGAUCCCAGUGCAGGCCCAGAAGAUGGUUGUCGACAAGGUGUCCGAGAAAAAGGGUUACUGCUCGUCUGGGCACUCGCCGUAUCUGAGUCAGCCGCAGGUCGUGUUGGAUGUGAUUAGGAAGAUCACUGGGCAUUCUGACGGAUGA